CCAGGAGCCACGCAGGCGCAUUUAAAGCCGCCGCCGCCUGCGCCUUCCUGCUCGGGCUUUCUUGGCUUGUAGGAGGCGGCUGGCCGGGCGUCCUUCCUUCCUUCCGAGCAGGCGGACCGAGAGCGAGAAUUGUCCAGGAUGAGCCCAGCCCAGGAGAGCCCUUCCUGCAGUAAGGAGCCUCUCGCCAAGUGCCUUCGGGCUAAGAAGGAUCUGGAGGUGGCAAUCGCUGGCAUCAUCCAGGCAGAGCAGCAGGUUAAAGACAACUGGAAAGAGGUCAAAGCCCAGAUUAACAGCUGCAUCAGCCGUCACCUGGAGUGCCUGCGCAGCCGGGAGGUGUGGCUCCUGGAGCAGGUGGAUCUCAUCCAGCAGCUGAAGGAGGAGGCGCUGCAGCAGCAGGCGCAGCAGCUCUACUGGUUGUUGGGACAAUUCAACUGCCUCAUCCACCAGCUGGAGCAGAGUCACAGCAACGACCUCGCCAAUCAAAUUUCAGUGUGCUUGGAGAGAUUGGGUAACUUGACACUCCAACCAGAAGAAACUUCCACCUUGAACUUUGAGGCCGACGUGGCAUUUCUUCGCCAGGCUAUCACAUCUUUUGGCUCGAUUAAAACCAUGAUUUCUGACAAAGAAGACUAUGCCCCGUGGAUUUCUGUGCAGAAUUCCCUUGGGAAGGCCAAAGCUGAACAGCAGAAGCCGGCCUGCCCUCUCUCUGAGUGGCUUCUCGGAAGCAAGCCUGACAGUGCCUGUCUUACUCCAUAUAUUCCCAGCAGCAACUUUGAAGACUGGCUUUUGAAAUCGGACAAGCCGGAGGCCAGCCAGGAGUUGAAGUCUUCCAAAGCUUGUUACUUGGAGCAAGCCUGGGGAAGUCUGAAAGACUUGGAGAACUGGCUCCUGCAGAACCAGCAAAGAGACGUAUCCGAGAGAAGAGAUUCCCGGCAGCGCAACCUCUCCACCUCCACCGUCAGCUCUUCCUUUUCCAUCGAAAAGAUAGAUGAACUGGAGCUCCUGGAACCAGAAGACAUGGAUCUUUCUGAUUGGCUGCUUACCUCUUCCGAAUCAGACCCGACCGAAACCAUCUCGAAUGAAAAAUGGAAGCACGUGUUAAAGCCUUUUCGGGACGAGUACAACAUCAGCGAUUGGCUCGUCGGUGCAGAUUCCUGCAAUAACUGUUGUGGCAACCAAGCCAAAGGGGUCGAGAUAGAAAACCUCGGAAAUCUCAAGUGCCUCAGCGACCACCAGGAGGUGAAGAAACCUUCCUCCAACGAUGCCUGGCUCCUGCAACCGCCUUUCAGAGUACAAGAGGUGUGCAAAGCUAACGAGCCGUGCGCUAGCUUUUCCGAGUGCGUGUGUGACGAAAACUGUGAGAAGGAAGCUCUGUGCAGAUGGCUUCUUCGGAAAGAAGGCAAGGAUAAAAAUGGCGUCCCGGUGGCAGGUCAGGCCUCCAGCCCAACUGCCAAGUCUGGAGAAAACACCGCCGCUGUAAACAUCUGGCUCCACCCCUCUCGACAACUGACGGAAGAAGAGCUGGCCGCUCCCGCCACGAGAGGAGACGGCGCAGAGAUGGCAGCGGAGCCGCUGAAAGAACUGCUCGAGACGCCGUUGUCUACUUGGCUGCUGCAACCCGAGGGCAAGCCACUGAGCAUGGAGGAGAAGGCAAGCCGGGAGAGAGCCGAAGUGAGCGGAAAGAGUUCGUUGCUUGAUCUUCUAGCCCCCUUCCACCUCCCUCUGAACGUCAACAACUGGGUGUUGUCUGCACAGAGCACAGAAGCCGCCAGCCAGCCUCCAGUGGAAGAUAAAUGGCUGCUACGGAAGAAAGCACACGAGUACGGCCUUCCUACAGUUUGUGAUCUAUUUGCCUGCAUGAAGCUGAACGGAGAUAGAGAAAAAUGGCUCUAUCAGACUCCUUUACAGAUGUGAAAAGCCCGAAGCAUUCCAAACUAGUCACUUUCUGCUGAUUGGCGCACAUUCAAACCGAGUGAUUGAAGUCUGCUGCGUUUGUGUGUUUUUAAGCUGGUCUG
Sphaerodactylus townsendi is the source of this 2015-nucleotide messenger RNA. RefSeq names its product nuclear receptor coactivator 4 (gene NCOA4). Lineage: Eukaryota; Metazoa; Chordata; Lepidosauria; Squamata; Sphaerodactylidae. The transcript has 10 exons. The record is from RefSeq and is a predicted model, not a curated record. Gene Ontology annotation, molecular function: transcription coactivator activity. Bases 139 to 1914 code for a protein of 591 amino acids. Gene Ontology annotation, biological process: response to hormone; intracellular iron ion homeostasis.